This is a messenger RNA of Diachasma alloeum, 1316 nucleotides long. RefSeq names its product ras-related protein Rab-23 (gene Rab23). The record is from RefSeq and is a predicted model, not a curated record. Gene Ontology annotation, molecular function: GTP binding; GTPase activity. The transcript is spliced from 5 exons. Bases 309 to 1022 code for a protein of 237 amino acids. NCBI's taxonomy places the organism in Eukaryota, Metazoa, Arthropoda, Insecta, Hymenoptera, Braconidae.
UCGGUCGAGGUCGCACGUGGACCCACGAAAAUCAUAUCAAUCGAACUCACCCGUUCAUUUCUUCCCAAAUCAAGAUCGAUUGAUCGGUAGUUGAAAAUUAUUUCAAGAGCGUUGAAGGAAGUUGAAACAAUGGCCAAAGAUUUCCGGAGAAGACUGGAGUGAAAAACCAACGCUUUUCACUUAUUCGUAUGUGGUGGAGAUUCCAAGUUUAUCUUUAUUUUUUUGUACAUGUGUAUAGCUGUGUGUUUUGAAGUUCCCGGGGUGGGAAAAGUAUAAUAAGAUAUUAUGAGAAGGACGGUAAGGUCAGAAUGCGGGAGGAAGAGCUCGAGAUAUCACUCAAGGUGGUCAUAGUAGGAAAUGGGGCAGUGGGCAAGUCGUCGAUGAUCCAAAGAUUUUGUAAGGGAACCUAUACAAGAGACUACAAGAAGACUAUUGGUGUUGAUUUCUUAGAGAGACAGAUAGAGGUCGAUGGAGAAGACGUGCGAUUAAUGCUGUGGGACACUGCUGGCCAGGAGGAAUUUGACGCUAUCACGGCUGCUUAUUAUCGUGGCGCGCACGCCUGUGUGCUGGCAUAUUCAGCGACUGAUAGAGAUUCCUUCGAUGCUAUACCAUCGUGGAAACUCAAGGUUGAGAAUGAAUGUGGGGAAAUACCAACGGUAUUGGUGCAGAACAAAAUUGACUUGGUGGAUCAGUGUCAAAUUGAUCCAGAAGAGGCGGAAAGACUUGGACGAGCUCUCGGCUGUAAACUCCUACGGACCUCUGUCAAGGAAGACGUGGGCGUUUUGAGUGUCUUCAGGCAUUUGGCAUCAAGAUGUCUCCUGGAAAUGCGCAGAUGUGAGGAUGAUUUUCACGAUGAUUUGAGACUUUACUCGUCGGGACCCCGAUCACCUUCAGUCAUUAGUGCUUUUAGCCCAAACGAAUGUAGCCGUACAACCGGAAAUGGCACGAUUGUUCUCCGUCCAAGUGGUAAACGGCAUCAUAGGAAGAAAAAUUUUGUCAAGAGCGCGUGCCGACUCUUGUAAUGAAUACUUGAAAAGAGUAUUGUCCUUUAGAAUCUUAGUAAUAAUAAGCAAAUCAACUGCCGCUGAGAAUUAAAUAUAAGGAUACUGUGUAUUGUCCUCCGGCCGACGUACGGUCCGUCCCAAGGACAAGCGAGAAAAGAGGCAUUUUUGUCUAGAGUAUUAUUAUACAUUGUACCUUCUUGUUUUGUACAUAUGUGUAUGUAUUUCUCUUUUAAUUAUUCGCUCUUAAGAAUUGGGUUUUAUUCACCGAGUGACUUUGAAUAAUUUAUAAACUGGUAGAUGUGCGAUGUUAAA